UGGAACGGUGCUUGUAUAAACAUCAUCUCGUCAAUUGAACCCAAGGGCGAUAAAAACAAAAAUCCUGCAACACAAAAAGGAACAUAAGUAGUCUAAUUAUGUACGAAAAUAAAAAUUCCGUGCUGUAUAUAAACUGGCACACAGUAAUAUCAAUAUGCCCACUGAAAAAGCUGUAUGGAUUCAUUAAUGAUUAACGAUUACCAGCAAUUGUUUAUUGUAUUCUUACACUUACAGCGUUAUUAGUAAAAGUUAAAACAUAAUUUCUUUUUUGCUAGUGAUGCACUUUUGACUUUAGGCAAAAACUUAUACAGGAGCAUAUGACUUAUUAUAUUGUGUGACUAUGAACUGACAUAAAAACAGUCAACAAUGAUAAAUAUUUUCACUAGAGCAACAUUAUUGCAUUGGCAAUCCACCAAACAUGCAUCUAAGCCACUGCAGUCUGUGGUGGCAAGAACCCUUCAUAAAGUGGAUCUAGAGUCAGUCUUCAGUGAUAACAAUAAGAUUCAUGUGCAGUCGAAGCUUGAUACAGCCAGGCCCUUGAUACGACCCCUUGCAAACCCAAAGGGUCCCAAAUCUGAGGCAGCGGUCCUAGUUCCCAUGUGUUACAUCGGUCAGGAACCUUCCAUAUUGUUCAUGAUGAGGUCUCGUGAUCUGAACUCACAUAGCGGGGAAAUAUGUUUUCCAGGGGGAAUGAAGGACUCUACCGAUAGAGAUCUCGUGCAUACAGCCCUGCGUGAGACGCAUGAGGAGAUUGGUCUAUCAGAAGAACAUGUGGACGUCUGGGGAAGGCUUCCACCCUCACGGGCUAGAGCAGGUAGCCAGGUGACACCGGUGUUGGGAUUCUGUGGAAACUACGAAGAUAAACCAUGGAAGAUCAACGAUAAAGAGGUCCAAGAAAUAUUUACCAGGUCAAUAGCGUCGCUCUGUGACAGUGACAACAUCAGGACGACUCAGUUCCGUUAUGAAAACACUGGCUACACAAUGCCCGUAUUCUUUGGAUCAAGUGCUAAACAUAGAGUCUGGGGUCUGACUGCAGUGAUUCUACACCAAGUGCUUUCAACAAUCGCACCAGGGAUUUAUAACUUCAAAGUUAAACAUAAACGCUAAGAAGACAAAACAGAGAUUUAUCAAAUAGAGUGCCUGUGCUCUAUUGUUUAUAAGUCAAACAUAAAUGUUAAAAAAAUAUUUAUUGCUGUUAAAUUAUUACCGAUAAAUAAAGGAAUAUGACACUU
Messenger RNA from Dreissena polymorpha, 1232 nucleotides. Its product is annotated as mitochondrial coenzyme A diphosphatase NUDT8-like. Gene Ontology annotation, molecular function: coenzyme A diphosphatase activity. Lineage: Eukaryota; Metazoa; Mollusca; Bivalvia; Myida; Dreissenidae. The transcript is spliced from 4 exons. The record is from RefSeq and is a predicted model, not a curated record. The coding region runs from base 367 to 1107 and encodes 246 amino acids.